Molecule: messenger RNA, 132 nt
Organism: Phytophthora nicotianae INRA-310
Lineage: Eukaryota; Oomycota; Peronosporomycetes; Peronosporales; Peronosporaceae
Exons: 1
Coding region: 1-132 (43 amino acids)
Source: RefSeq, a predicted model, not a curated record
AUGCUCAAAAUACUUGGCCAAGGCCCGCGUAAAGCAGACACAGAACUCGUUCAAGAGCGCAUCGUCCGACUUAAGGACAACGGUCUGUAUAGUGCGCUGCUUCAGAACCAACACGUGGAAGAUUUAAGCUGA